UCUCAAACAGGCGCGUAACUGUGCUGCGCUAUCCAUGCUAUCUAGACAAAAAAACAAGCCUCCCCCCUGAGAGAGCUGCAGGACACGAGUAAGAAGCAGGUUGUUUUCUAGUUAUGCAAGUGGAGGAAAACAGAAGGUCUUUCUGUUGUCAGAGAAGACAAAAGGAUGAUAUGCGAUCACCUGAGCCGGUUGCUGGCUCUUCACAUGAUCUUCUGCGCCAUGGGAAAAGCUUCCAUCGACCAGGGUGCACGAAAUCACGGAAAAAAAGUGUCUAUACUUCUGAAAGAGGAGCCAGAAAACCCAAAGUGCUUCGCUCAGAGCAGGAAGGACUUCACGUGUUUCUGGGAGGAAGACGAGGAGCUGUCCGGCUCUCUGGAUCAGUACUCCUUCACAUACACCUACCAGAAUGAAAACAGCAGCAGGUGCCCACUGAAGAUGCUCCCUGCAGCGGGGGGGAAGAGGCUGUUCUUCUGCCAUCUGAACCACACCCAGAUGUUCGUCCAAACGGACAUCGAGGUUCAUCGAGAGGGAAGACUGAUCCACAAUCGCAGCCUCCUCAUCGAGCUUGUCUUUAUUCUGGAUCCUCCGGCUAACGUGACGGUGAGCAGGACGGCUCAGCCACUCCAGCUCAACCUCAGCUGGGUUCCUCCUGCUCUAAAGUACAUGGACGACAGCAUGAUUUAUGAAGUCAUCUACACUACAGCGGGCAGCAACAUGGGGCAGGUUGAGGUGGUUGCAGCCAGCUCAGAGUUGAUCCUGAGAAGCCUGCAGCCGGGCCGAAUGUACAAGAUAAGAGUCAGAGUGAAGCUCGACGGGAUUAGCUACAACGGCUACUGGAGCGCCUGGAGCGACCCGGUGUUCAUGGAAACAGUGCCGGCAGAACUCGACCUCCUCAUCAUGUCGCUGACUAUCAUCAUCUCCUUCAUCCUCAUUGUGCUGUCUCUCACCAUGCUCCUGUCCCAUCGAAGGUUUGUCGUCAAGAAGGUUUGGCCGACUAUUCCAACUCCUGACAGCAAGUUCAAAGGCCUUUUCAGUGUUUAUGGAGGGGACUUUCAGGAGUGGUUAGGGCAGACCAACAGAGGCAUAAGGUUGACUCCAGCUUUCUUCUACUCAGAGGAAUGCCCUUCUCCUCUGGAAGUCCUGUCUGAACUCAGCCCACGACCAUCACUGCCCUUCCCGCCUCUGCCACCCAAAGCCUUCAGAGCUUUGCCCUCAGUCAGAAAAGAAGACGACGACGUAAAGACGGAGCCGGACGAAAGACAGUUGUUAGACAGAGGUGAUCCAGUUCGGUCAGAGCAAAGGAUAGCGACACCACACAACCUCUGGCUGAUGGACCGCAUAAGGGCGCUCAACCAGAACCAAGUUCCCUGCUCCCAGUCCUACCUACUGGAGUCCCAGGACACCUACGUUACCCUGAGUGCGAAAAACCAAAACAUAGACGAACUGGAUGACGUUCUGGAGGAGACGUUACCCCUCGAGGUGCUUUUUGCCUCCAGAAAGACGGUGUCGUAUGAAUCUCACUCCGACCUGGGAUCCGUGCCGCAGAGCUCCAAUUCGGGUCAACUUUCAUCACAGACCAGCUUUGAGUACCCAAACCACGCCUGGAUGACAAAAGGCCCGGGGUACACCUACAUGGCGGUGGCAGACUCGGGGGUUUCUAUGGAUUAUAGCACCAUGAGCAGAGUGGAGGACUUUGGAAAGGUUGUCAUUUACGCCAAUGAUUACAAAAACGAGAUCCCGGCUUUUAGAAGACCCUUCCUGCCGAGUCAUCACCACAUCGACGAUGACAGCUGAAAGAUGGACGGCCUAUACAUUAACUGAGUCUUAAAGGUCACCUAUUAUGCAAAAUCCACCUGUUCAUGUCUCUUAUACAUCAACAUGUGUCCCCUCUGUGU
Messenger RNA from Trematomus bernacchii (emerald rockcod), 1895 nucleotides. RefSeq names its product erythropoietin receptor (gene epor). NCBI's taxonomy places the organism in Eukaryota, Metazoa, Chordata, Actinopteri, Perciformes, Nototheniidae. Bases 166 to 1794 code for a protein of 542 amino acids. Gene Ontology annotation, molecular function: cytokine receptor activity; protein binding. Gene Ontology annotation, biological process: cytokine-mediated signaling pathway; hemopoiesis; positive regulation of cell population proliferation. Gene Ontology annotation, cellular component: external side of plasma membrane; membrane. The record is from RefSeq and is a predicted model, not a curated record. The transcript is spliced from 8 exons.